Molecule: messenger RNA, 2069 nt
Organism: Syzygium oleosum
Lineage: Eukaryota; Viridiplantae; Streptophyta; Magnoliopsida; Myrtales; Myrtaceae
Exons: 10
Coding region: 231-1217 (328 amino acids)
Biological process (GO): tRNA dihydrouridine synthesis
Cellular component (GO): cytoplasm
Molecular function (GO): tRNA dihydrouridine synthase activity; flavin adenine dinucleotide binding
Source: RefSeq, a predicted model, not a curated record
CCGAGUACGAGCGGAUUUUACUCUUUUCGGGCAUCGUCGCCUCCUGGUCCUCGGUGCGUUGCUGCUCCUCCUCCGCGCGCCGCUACGGCGAGGUCCGUCCGGCGGCAGCGGCGCCGCCAUCAGAAGCGGAUCGCUCUCCGGUACGGUACGGUUUCCAAAGUCACUGGCAUCAUACGCGCCAUCGAAGACGUCGGUACGGUCGUGUACGGCGGUGUCUCCUUCCCGCAAACAUGGAGUACGAGAACAAGCACGUUCUCGCUCCCAUGGUUCGAGUCGGGACGCUGCCUCUCAGGUUGCUUGCUGCUCAGUAUGGUGCGGAUAUAACGUACGGGGAGGAGAUCAUUGACCACAAAUUCCUCAAAUGCGAGCGGAGAAUGAACGAGCACAUUGGUUCAACAGAUUUUGUGGAGAAAGGAACAGAGAAUGUUGUUUUUAGAACCUGCAAGCAAGAACAGGAUCGGGUAGUCUUUCAAAUGGGUACUUCUGAUGCUGUGAGGGCUCUACGUGCUGCAGAAAUGGUGUGUAAAGAUGUUGCGGCGGUAGAUAUUAAUAUGGGAUGCCCAAAGUCAUUUUCUUUGAGUGGAGGCAUGGGAGCUGCACUACUGAAUAAACCAGAGCUCAUUCAUGAUAUUUUGACUACCUUGAAGAGGAAUAUGGACACACCAGUUACAUGUAAGAUUCGACUUCUCGAGCAUUCUCCCGAUACGGUAGAACUAGCAAGGAGAAUUGAAAAAACAGGUGUCUCUGCGCUUGCUGUUCAUGGAAGAAAUUGCAGAAGAGUAUCAGAUCGACCGAGAGAUCCUGCUAAAUGGGAUGAGAUUGCUGAUAUUGUUGCAGCCCUAUCUAUUCCAGUUAUAGCAAAUGGUGAUGUCUUUGAGUAUGAUGAUUUCCAGCAUAUCAAAGUUGCAACAGGUGCCUCGUCAGUGAUGGUUGCACGGGGAGCUUUGUGGAAUGCUUCUAUUUUCUCUCCUGAAGGAAAAGUGCCAUGGGAAGAUGUCAAAAGGGAAUAUAUUAGGAAGAGCAUCUUGUGGGACAAUGAUGUUAAAAGCACAAAGCACACACUGAAGGAAAUGAUAAUGCAUUAUUCAUGCCUUGAGCUGCCCGAGGGGAAGGCUGUGAUCAAGUCAGACACGCUGGCUGACUUAGCGCGACUCUAUGGGGAGGAGGAGUACUACCAACACGUUAACAAAACCAGGUUCCAGGUUGAAGUUGACUAGUUCUUGUGGUCCGACAUGCGGUCUUGCUCUUUUGCUCUAGUUCAAUCCAAUAUUUGGGAUGCCAAGCAACCAUUAGCAUUUUUCUGGAUCGCACUGCAAAACGCUGGCUGAACACCAUUCGGGAGACAUGAUUCAUAGUGUUUGUUGAUGCUGGUAAAAGGUUAUUUCAUUUGCAAUUUGUGUGAGUAUGACCCGAUUGCUGUUUUGAAAAUCAGCAUGUAGUCAGAAAAAUGGAGGAUUGGCCCAUAAAGCUUAGCAGCCAAAUGGAAGCUCAAUUGGUUCUUGUAGAUAAUGGCGAUCAACACCAAAGGAACACAAAUUAAAGUGAAUUAACAGUUUCUUUGUUGUCCAUGACUGCCAAACGAUUAUGCAGCUGAAGUUUGUGUGCUUCAAGUCGGUCACAUGUUUUCGCAUUGCAAUUCUUGUUCGAUGUAAUUGGCAGCAUCUACAUUUUGUUGUUGUGUGUUCUUUUUCUCCAAUUGCAGCAUUGAAAGAUGAGCGGUAUCAGGGCCCAGAAUCCUAGCUCGAGCUCUUGUUGCUGUGAUCCACGGCAUUUUCGCUCGACGGAGCUUGCGCUGCCGAGGAAGCACUUAGGAUUGGCGUAGCAAGGGUUUCUCCAACCCUCCAUCAAUCAUUAGCCAAAAAUCUUGGGAGUUUGUCUAUUGUCCCGCCCUGCUGGAUGUGCCCUAUGCCCUUUAGCCUUUUCUUCUCUUUGGUUUGCAAUCGAAUCAUUUCUCUGUCGGGCAUCGGCCUGGGCCUUUAAUCUUUUAGCUUUCGAGUUUUUAUAUGCGCCUUUACCAUUUGUACAAGUUCCAUUAUCAUAUAAAUGCUACGUCCGGAUCUAUCCAGUGC